Fraxinus pennsylvanica is the source of this 3246-nucleotide messenger RNA. Lineage: Eukaryota; Viridiplantae; Streptophyta; Magnoliopsida; Lamiales; Oleaceae. The record is from the annotation of a GenBank genome assembly.
AUGCGACGCUCACGGGUGCUGGUGCUGCACCAUCGCUUUGUGCGCCCGAUCGCUAGUGUUGCGCCGAUCACCUCGCACACUAGCAUGGAGAAGAGUCGCCGGAGGGUUGGGGUGAGUAAAGGCCUUCAAUAUCGAUUUGUAAUCCGUAAACCAGCUUCAUUAGUAUUGCUGCUUGAGUACUGGGAAGCAGAAGAGAAGAAAAUGGAAAACAUUUCAGAUUUAGAAGAAAGCUAUCCUUUCGACGUUGAAGCCCAGCAAUCACUGUUGCUGCCAACACAUGAACCUGAAAGUACUUCAAGACGGGCUUUGAAGAGGGUAAUUUUGUUGAUACGCUCAGCCAACCUUUUCAAGCUAUCGGGAGAAAACUAUUCCACCUACUGCUCUUCAUCUGAUUCGAGCGCAUCAAUAUUGUCGCCUGCUUAUACUUCUGUUGGCACUGCUGAUGGUGAAGAUAAUGCGGGUUCCGAAAUCGUGGAAGCUGCACGUGUUUCGCUAGAGUUGCAUGAGGAUUCCUUAAUUGUCGAGUCUAAGCCCCAGAAUGAACGCACCAGUACUAUUGAGCUCCAGUGCAUCCAGAUGAGAAACAUCGCCGAGAUGGUAAAGAGAAAGAACUUGGAUGAACUUCAUAAUUAUGGAGGAGUCCGGGGAGUUGCAGAUGCAUUGAACACUGAUCUCACCCUCAACUUCUCCCAUAUCUUUAAGGAAGGAUGCAACAAUUACACCAUCUUCCUUCUAUCAUUAGCUGCCGUCCUAUCCCUAUCCUUUGGAAUCAAGGAAGAAGGCGUAGCCAACGGCUGGUUUGAUGGGACAAUUUUAUUUGUUGCCAUCUUUGUACUUGUUGUUUUCAUAGGAAUACGUUCUUACUCCCAAGCAAGGUGGUAUCAGAAAAAGUUUCAGAAACAAUGGUUUUCAGAAGGGAGGAAUGGGAAAGUGAAAGUAAUCAGAUCAGGGGGUCCUCCUUUAGUAGUUCCUUCAUCUGAUCUACGUGUUGGUGAUAUAGUAUGUUUGCAGAAGGGAUAUCAGGUUCCAGCUGAUGGAAUAUUUGUAGAUGGUCAAGCACUACAAUUGAACGAUGGGUUAAUUGACAACAAAAAGCCAUUUUUGUUUUAUGGUUCAAGGGUGAUCGAUGGAGAUGCUCGAAUGAUUGUGACAUCCGUGGAGAUGGCCACAGUGUUGGGCGAGAUGAUAGGCAAGGAGAUUGAGUCUACUGUCAAGAAGUGCGAAUUUGAAGUUUUACUUCAUAAAUUGAGAACCUGUAUGGAUUUUUUUGGACUCCUACUUUCAAUCCUUAUCCUUAUAGUUAUGUUUCUACGAUAUUCACUGGGAAAAAUAGACGAUGAAUCCGGUUACAGACCAGAUCCAAAGGGAGAACCUACCCGUUUGAAAACUAUUAUAGAUAUCAUCAAAGGAAUUAUAAUAGAAUCAAAGGGGACAGCAAGAGUUUUGAUAGCUUCACUAAGUGUCUCAGUGGUAGGGAUAAUGGAGGGCAUACCUUUUGUCAUUUCAUUUGCAGUUGUCCGUAGGAGCCGGAAAACGCUAGCAGAAAUCGCUUCAGAGAAAGACCCACUAGCUUGUGUUAAGGUGGCAUUAGUUACAGCCAUUUGCACUGACAAAUUUGGUGGAUUGACAAAGCACCAAAAGGAAGUUGACAAGUUUUUUGUGGAUAAAGAAUUUGUUGGGGAAAGCUCUAUGGUGUCCCCAAAUGUCCUCGAAUCUUUAUGCGAUGGAAUCGGAAUAUCACUUCUGUCGUCAUCUCCAAAUGGCAAUGAUUUAAAGGAAUUGGUACUUAUCUCCUGGGCUGAAGACAAAUUUGGUUUACGACGGGAAACCCUAAGCCCUCAAUGCAGCAUUGUCGAGUAUAAAGAGGGUAACCUUCCCCAAGAAUGUAGUGGAGCACUUUUGCUGAAAACCACAAAAAAUGGACAAGAGCGGAAUUUACAUUAUAAAGGACAUCCUCGGCAUAUUUUGUCCAAGUGUUCUUUUUACUAUAAUGUUGAAGGGGCAAUACAUACAAUAGAUGCUGAAAAAAGGAGAAUGUUUGAACAAGCUAGUGACUAUAUGCUAGAUGGACAAGAAGUGAUCGCAUAUGCUUGGAAAAGCACAGAUGGAUCUAAUGAUAUGUCAAUUGAAGAAAAUGACCUGAUCUUUGUAGGAAUGGUUGGCCUGAGAAACAUAAAUCAGGAUUAUAUAAGAAACGCUGUCUCAACUUUGAAAGAAGGUGGAGUUAGGACUAUUCUAGUCUCAGGAGAUUGCAUUGAUGUACUUAGGACUAUUGGCAACAAUUGUGGGCUGCUUACUCCGGAGUUGGAUGCUCUAACAGGUGAGGAAUUUAGGAACUUAACUGACGGAGAGAGAAUGCAGAAGUUGGACAGAAUCUGUAUCAUGGGAAGCUGCACCUUGCACGACAAGGUUCUUCUCGUGAAGUGCUUGAGAGAAAAGGGUGAAGUGGUUGCAAUGUUGGGGCAGAAGACAAAUGAUGCUCCAGCACUAAUAGAAGCUGAUAUAGGGCUGACAUUGGGGACUUGGAGCUCAGAAAUGGCCAGAGAUUGCUCGGAGAUCAUUAUCUGGAACGGGGAUUUUACUUUUCUUGUUGAUCUGAUCAAGAACGGGAGAUGCAUUUGUGAGAACAUAAGAAAAUUUAUCCAAUUCCAGCUCAUAAUCACCAUUUCAAGCUCAUCUAUUAAUUUCAUUGCAACUAUAGUUUGGGGGGAUGCCCCCAUGACAGCAUUUGAGUUGUUCUGGUUGAACUUGGUGGUUGCAAUUCUCGGAGGCUUGGCACUGCUGACUGAGUGGCCAAAAGAAAUCCUAAUGAAAAUGUCUCUGAAGUCAUCUCGACAACUUGUUACCAAGGCCAUGUGGAGAAAUAUUGCCAUACAAGCUUCUUAUCAAACUGCCACAUGUUUGACUCUUCGCCUCAAAGGACGUGUAAUCCUGGGAAUUGGUGCAGGCACCAUUAAGUCCAUGAUUUACAGCUCCUUGUUUCUCUGCCAGUUAUUCAACAUAUUCAUUGCUAGAGAGGUUGAAAAGAAGAAUAUUUUCAAAGGUCUUCACCAGAAUAGAUGGUUUUGGGUGGCAUGCGUUCUUUUUCUAUUGUGUCAAGCAGCAAUGGUGGCAGCAGAAAAUGUAUUGGACAGUAGUACGAGGUUGAACUGGAUGGUGUGGGCUUCAUGCAUUAUAGUCGGACUAGUUUCAUGGCCGCUGGAUUUCGCAGGGAAAUGGAUUGGUUCACUAGGAUUCCUUUCUUGA